Lasiodiplodia theobromae is the source of this 2994-nucleotide messenger RNA. RefSeq names its product DNA polymerase v. Lineage: Eukaryota; Fungi; Ascomycota; Dothideomycetes; Botryosphaeriales; Botryosphaeriaceae. Gene Ontology annotation, molecular function: rDNA binding; transcription factor binding. Gene Ontology annotation, cellular component: nucleolus. The transcript is spliced from 4 exons. Gene Ontology annotation, biological process: regulation of DNA-templated transcription. Bases 1 to 2994 code for a protein of 997 amino acids. The record is from RefSeq and is a predicted model, not a curated record.
AUGUCCCGGAAGCGCAAUCUCGACCCCGCCGCGCCGGCGAACGGCCAGAAGCGCCGCAAGCAGUACUCCGAGCAGGAUGCUGAGCUCGCGCGUGCCUUCGACCGUCUUGCAGACGAGGCGCGCGACGUGCGGUUGGGCGCGGCGAAAGAACUCGUCCUCAAGCUUUCUUCCGAUCCGCCGGCCGAGCUGGCCAACAAGAUCAUCGUGCGACUAAUCAGAGGACUAAAUAGCAGCCGCAAAGCCGCGCGUUUCGGAUUCUUCGUGGCGCUCACAGAAAUCCUCCGUCUGCUCUACGGUCCCUCCAGCAAAGAGAUUCCCGGUCUGGAACCCAACCUCCACGGUCUCGUCAAGCUCGUGGCUGAGCUGACGACGGUCGAGGGCAAGGCCACCGGCCAGGAAAAACGAGAUCACCUCCUCGGCCGUGUCUUCGGUUACAAGGCCAUUAUCCAGUCCUCGAUCCUCGUGCAACCGAACGCCGAAGAAUGCUGGGCGAAUGUCUUGGAACAACUGUUCAAGCUCGCACGCGAGAAGCCAUGGUUACGUGAAGAAUGCGGUCUCAUCCUGUGCGAGGCCGUCAAGGCAAUCGCGCAAGAGAAGGGAGAGCAAAGGCUCGCGAAGCAAAUCGUAGACGGUACCUGCUCCGGCGGCUUGGCAAAGACUCCGGAAGGAGUCGCCGUGUGGCUCACCGUGCAGGCUGCUUUCCCGGACAUGGAGCUUCCCCAAGGCGUGUGGCACAAGGAAGAUCCGUUGUCGACAAAGGAGAGGCAGGCGUUGGCGAACGUCAUGAAGGAGAAUUUUGCCAAGUCUGCCGACGGCACGACUGAAAAUGGCAAGAAGGUCAAGUCCGGCAGCUCGCAGACGACUCUCAACUUUGCUUGGGAUGUUGUCAUCACGUCUUUCCUGCAGAAAUAUGUGGAGGCUCGGCCCAAGUUUGCCAAUUUCUGGAUUGACAUUGUAGACAAUAAUCUAUUCUCGGCUUCGGCAUCUCCCGAGCAAAAGUCGAAAGGCUUCCAGCUCUUCUCGAGAAUGCUUGGAAAUGCUCCCGCAUGGGCAGUACCUGCAUUAUUCGGUCCGAACCUCAUGAGAUGCCUCAUCAACCAGCGGAAUGAUUCUGAAAGAAUUCUCCAUAAUGCCGCAAAGCUUCCCCUAGAUGACAUGCGUGCUAGAGCGAAGAGAGACCCCGAGUGUGCCGCGCCUAUGAUUGAAAAUCUGAUCACCAAGCACGGCUCGCUCAACUUUGACCAGAUAACCAAGAACAAGACGGUGGAAGGUGUGCUCAGUCACGCCAACGACGUCGCGCUUGGGGAGAUUGUGCCGCUCCUCAAACGGCUCAUCUACAGCCCCGAGGAACGAGAUGAGAAGGUGGCCGAGACCCAGCGCCGCACCAUCGCAGACAUGCUGGUCACGAUUGUCAGGUCUCGCAACAAGGAGAACCCAAUCGGCAGCGAUGACUCGUGGCUGCGGAAGCUUCUGAAUUUCCUCACGGAACUCUCCUACUUCACGCCCACUGCAGCAUGCUCCCCCGAUGAUUUGCCCCUGCCUGGCAUUUCCGACGCCUCCCGUAGCAUGUUCCAAGGUCGGUUAACAUCUUGUCUCGCUCACUUGCUAUCUUCGAAGCUCGACGUCGAGAUGGAGUACCCGUUCGUGGUGGUCUCUCACAUUCUCAAGAAGAACAAAUCGAAGGGUCUGGAGCUCGUUUUUGAGGCAGACAAGGAGGUCUCAAAGGUCGUUCAAAACGCACAGGAGCGGGCCAAGGAGAUUUCAAAAAAGCUCGGCAAAACCAAGGACAAGAAGAAGCCUGCUCUACGCGCCUUCAAACUCUUGUACUCUUUAACCAUAAUCCAGGUCUACAACGGAGACCCCGACGCCGUAUCGAUCCUAGACGAGUUGACAGUCUGCUACGAGUCCGCUUUUGAAAAGGAUGCGGAUGCGAACGCCUUCCAGCUGUUGACCGAAGUUCUACUCAGUUUUGCAGCGAAGCCGUCGGUCCUGUUCAGGAAGCUGUCUGAGCAAGUGUUUAACGUGUUUGCCUCGGAACUGACGGCGGACGGACUCCAGUCAAUGAUCGAAAUCCUGAGCAAGAAAGAGAGCAUGUCUGGUCAACAAGACCUGUUCGAUCAACAGGGCAGUGAAGAUGGAGAGGGGACAACUGAGGAUGAGGAUGGAGAGGGAACGACAGAGGAUGAAGAUGGGGAUAUGGAUUCGGAUGUCGAGAUGGUCGAGGCUGACGCAUCCGACGUGGAAGAAGUCGAAAGUUCUGACGACGACGAUGAGGAGGAAGAAAGCGGCGAAGAGAAUGAAGAAGAGCUGGAAAAGUUCGACGCUGCGCUCGCCGAGGCCUUAAACACAUCAAUCCCUACUGGCAAGGAUGAUUCAGACGACGACGACGCAGACAUGGACGACGACGAAAUGAUGGCGCUGGAGCCGGCACUCGCAAAGAUUUUCAAACAGCGCCAGGAGGCUGCGAACAAGAGCAAGAAGAAGGAAAACAAAGACGCCAAGGCGACGAUGAUCAACUUCAAAAACCGCGUGCUUGAUCUGCUCCUUAUCUAUGUCAAGCAGCAACACGCCAACCCUCUGGCUAUGGACACCAUCAUGCCGCUCCUCCAGCUCAUCCGCGAGACGACCGCCAAGCAACUAGCGGAAAAGGCGACGAACCUGCUCAAGCAGUACUUUGACGCUGCGAAGAAGGGCAUGCCCGCGCUUGAAGAGGAAGAGAUUGACAGCGUGUGGCAGCUGCUGAGCGACAUCCACACCGAAGUCGCCAAGGACUCGUCCAAGCUUCAUGCUGGCGCCUGCAGCCGCGCGAGUUUGUUCGUCGCCAAGGCCCUGGUGUUGAAGAGUGAGAAGGGCAAGGUGAAGAGCUACGAGAAGAUUGCCGAUUUGUACACGCGCACGCAGAAGCAGUGGUAUGCGGACCCGAAGUCGAAGGUACACCCGUCCUUCUUCAACGAGUGGAUCAACUGGUCGGUCGCUACGAGGCAGAACAAGUAG